GCUUCCGCGGGUGGGAUGAGCUGCUCUGCAGAGCCAUUGGAGCUCGAUCGGGCCGGGGCUGGGCCGUCUCCAGUGCAGCCGCUGCGAGUACCCCUGGAAACUCCACGCACCUCUGCUCCCUUGGGCGCACCUUGCGCAACCGCUGUGGCCGCUCCAGGCCCCGGCAAGAAGGAAAGGACACUUAGUGUCUUGCCUGCGUGGUUCCUGAAAACUCUGAUAACCCCCCUAAAGAAGACUAAUGCUCUCAUUGCACAGAUGGGAAUAACCUUCCUAAAUGCAUAUGUUCCCAGUGCACUUUGCUGUCCCAGUCGAGCUAGCAUUUUAACAGGAAAAUAUCCACAUAAUCAUCAUGUCGUUAAUAACACUCUGGAAGGGAACUGUAGCAGCAAGUUAUGGCAGAAGAUUCAAGAACCAUACACCUUCCCAGCGCUGCUCAAAUCUAUGUGUGGUUAUCAAACUUUCUUUGCUGGGAAGUAUUUAAAUGAGUACGGAGCAGAGGAUGCAGGGGGAGUAGGUCAUGUCCCGCCUGGAUGGAGUUUUUGGUAUGCUUUGGAGAAAAAUUCAAAGUACUACAACUAUACUCUUUCAGUAAAUGGCAAAGCACGAAGGCAUGGCGAGAACUACAGUGUAGAUUAUCUGACAGAUGUCCUGGCCAACAUGUCAUUGGACUUCUUAGAGUACAAAUCUAAUUUCGAACCUUUCUUUAUGAUGAUCUCAACCCCAGCACCACACUCCCCUUGGACACCUGCUCCACAGUAUACGAAGAGCUUUCAGAAUGUCAGUGCACCAAGAAACAGCAAUUUUAAUAUUCAUGGAAAGAACAAGCACUGGUUAAUUCGACAAGCAAAGACUCCAAUGACUAACUCUUCAAUACAGUUUCUUGAUGAUGCUUAUAGAAAGCGGUGGCAAACUCUGCUGUCAGUAGAUGAUCUGAUAGAGAAACUAGUGAAGAAACUGGAACUGAACGGAGAAUUAGACAACACAUAUAUCUUUUACACAUCAGACAAUGGCUUCCACACUGGCCAGUUUUCUUUGCCAAUAGACAAACGGCAGCUUUAUGAGUUUGAUAUCAAAGUUCCACUGCUAGUUCGAGGACCAGGGGUAAAACCAAAUCAGACAAACAAGAUGCUUGUUGCAAAUAUUGAUUUGGGUCCCACUAUUCUGGAUAUUGCGGGGUAUGACUUGAAUAAAACCCAGAUGGAUGGGAUGUCACUGUUGCCACUGUUGAGAGGAGACAAAAAUGUCACGUGGAGAUCAGACUUCCUGGUGGAGUACCAAGGAGAAGGAUACAAUGGCAGUGACCCUACCUGUCCUGGCUUAGGACCCGGAGUCACACACUGCUUCCCUGACUGCGUCUGUGAAGAUUCCUAUAACAACACAUAUGCUUGUGUAAGGACACUGUCAACUUCCUGGGAUCUGCAGUACUGUGAGUUUGAUGACCGGGAGGUGUUUGUGGAAGUGUACAACUUGACUGCAGAUCCACACCAGAUCAAUAACAUUGCUAAAACAAUUGAUCAAGAAAUUCUAGAAAAGAUGAACUAUCGAUUAAUGAUGCUGCAGUCCUGUUCAGGAGCAACUUGCCGAACACCAGGUGUCUUCGAUCCCGGGUACAGGUUUGACCCACGGCUCAUGUUCAGCAAUCACGGCAUACGUGCUCGGAGGUUUUCUACACAGUCCUUAUAAGACCAUCAAGAGCCUCUUGCAAUCAGCUCCUACUGACCAGUUUCUCCAGUGGCUGCAGCAGGUCUGUCUCUGUUAACUCUUGCUGAUCACAGCUGGAAGACUUUUAAUGGGCUUUUCAAACCUUGUUUGGAAGAAAACCCCUUGUCUUUAGCUGGUUGCCUUGUGCAAUAUGUAUAUUUUACAGCUGAACUCUAACUGUAAAUCGUUAGACACAGCUAAUCUGUCUUGCUCAAAUAGUUGAUUAUCACCUUUGUCUUUCAAGUAUCUUUUCAUAUCACAGGCACAGAGGUAAACCUAUGCCUAUGAAUCUGAACAGUUUAUUUUGUUCUAAAAAAUCAAUAAGUGCAUAUUUGAGUCAGGUUAGAUAGGCAGGUGCUAUUGCACAGUAAUGCUCACCCAUAUUCAGACUUUAUUAUAGGUUUCCUGUAUCGAGCUCAAAGCUGUUAAUGACAAUAGCAAACUAGCCCAAAAUAGAGUAGGAAGGCAUUAGUCAAAACUGUAGGAUCUGACUAGCAAGUGUCUUGUGCGGAAUUAAAAUCUGUUUGCUAAGUAGUCUCUUUCAAUGAGACAACUUCAAAUGAGACCAAUGAAUUUUGUAGGACAGCUUUGGUAGCUUUCAAACAAGAAUGCAAUGUCAGGCUUCUUCUAGUUUGAAAUGCUGGAAUGGGGGUACUGAAAAAACUCUUAUUGUUUAAGAUAGGCUUCCUAGUUAGUUUAAACAAGAGAGUGUUGAGGCUAGUAAGUAUUCAAGUAAGUGUGCCUGUGCUUUGAGCUAACUCUUAAGUCUGUUUUUAAUACAGAAACAGAAGUAAUACUAAAAUAAACAAAAUCCAACAACCAGGGCACCACAGUAGAGUUGAUCUGAUUUUAACUUCCAAAUGUCUUAAAUUGUCUAACAUCUUAUGUUGAUUAGAUUCUUGAAGGUAAUUUAUUUUGAAAGCAAACUAGCUAAAAGUAAAUCACAGAAGCAUUGCUCACUAGACAUUAGGCUAAGAGAGCUAUUUUAGGCAGUUUAAGUGCUUCACAGUGUUGCUUUUUCGUUGAGACAUGACUACUUGGAACCUGCAAUAAGUGGCCUUCACACCAAAGGUCUACAUGUCAGAAAUCACUUUGUUUCCUUCUGAAAGUAUGCUGUCUUUUCAACCUUCUGAUUAGGCUUAUUUGAAAUGCAGCCAUCACAUGUACCCAAACUUGAGUAUCUUUCUAAAUCUUGAAAAACACCCAAAUUUCCAUUGCUGUACAACUUCUGUAAAGAUUCAUUGGCAAAACACUGUCUGGAAACACUGAAUUGUGGAUCUUCUGCAAGACAAGUUCCUGUUGCUUGUGGGCAAAUAAACUGUGUUAUCAGCAAGAUAA
This is a messenger RNA of Neopelma chrysocephalum (saffron-crested tyrant-manakin), 3039 nucleotides long. RefSeq names its product glucosamine (N-acetyl)-6-sulfatase (gene GNS). The record is from RefSeq and is a predicted model, not a curated record. The coding region runs from base 16 to 1683 and encodes 555 amino acids. Lineage: Eukaryota; Metazoa; Chordata; Aves; Passeriformes; Pipridae. Gene Ontology annotation, biological process: glycosaminoglycan metabolic process. Gene Ontology annotation, molecular function: glycosaminoglycan binding; N-acetylglucosamine-6-sulfatase activity. The transcript has 14 exons.